Messenger RNA from Lycium barbarum (goji berry), 4226 nucleotides. RefSeq lists its product as uncharacterized. Bases 164 to 1927 code for a protein of 587 amino acids. The record is from RefSeq and is a predicted model, not a curated record. The transcript has 9 exons. NCBI's taxonomy places the organism in Eukaryota, Viridiplantae, Streptophyta, Magnoliopsida, Solanales, Solanaceae.
CGGCAGAUAAAAGUUUGCCACUGGACAAAUUUGGGCACUAGCGCGCACUUGCUUUUCCAAUUCCCUACGAUUAAAUCUGAAACCAAUUACAAUUAAAUUGAAGAAAACAAAAAAAAGAAGAAAGAAUCAUAUUUAUUCGCCGGCGUCAAAGAGCACGCCGGCGAUGGAUCUGAAGAUGGAGAAUGAGAAAAGCAAGAAGAAGAAGAAGAAUGGUUUGUUAGCCUUCAAAUCCUUAUUCUCCUUCAAGAGUGAGUUAGGGAGUGAUGAUGAUGCAGCCACCACUCCUCCUUACCAGCCUUUACCUUUUCUUUCUCCUCUCGCUAAUUCUGUUCUCUCUCGAUGCUCCAAGAUUUUGCAGGUACAGAUUGAAGAGUUGCAACAUCAAUUUGAUUCAGAUCUUCUUGAUGAUGUUAAACAACCCUUAGUGUAUGCAAGGAACUUUCUGGAAUUUUGCUCCUUCCAAGCUCUUCAAGUGGAAACCAUCCGUCCUGAUUAUCUGAGCGAUAAGGACUUCCGUCGGUUGAUGUUCGAUAUGAUGCUAGCAUGGGAGGCCCCUGGUGUUGGAAAUCAAAUGUCGUCACAGGAAACUGCUGCUUCUGAUGAGAGGGAAGUGGAGGAUGAAGAUAGCUGGUCAUUGUUUUAUUCAGAUUCCACAAACAUGGCUGUUCAGGUUGAUGAUAAAAAGACAGUUGGUGCAGAUUCAUUUUCACGAAUAGCUCCUGCUUGUGCUAUUGUUGCAGACAUUAUAACAGUUCACAAUCUUUUCGAUGUCCUAGCAAGUUCUUCAGGUCAACGGCUCCAUUUUCUUAUAUAUGACAAGUACCUUCGGAGUCUUGAAAAGGUGAUAAAGGCAGUCCAGAAUUUCAGUGGGCCUCAAAUGGUGUCCAACCUUUCACUUGCAGAGGAAGAGAUAAUACUAGAGGUGGAUGGUACAGUUCCCACACAACCAGUUUUGAAACAUAUUGGAAUAGCUGCAUGGCCUGGAAGGUUAACAUUAACCAACUAUGCUCUCUACUUUGAGUCUGGUAUGGGCUUAUAUGAUAAAGCAGUGCGAUAUGAUCUAGCAUCCGACUUGAAACAAAUCAUUAAGCCUGAGCUAACUGGACCUUUAGGUGCUCGCCUCUUUGACAAAGCAGUUAUGUACAAGUCCUCAUCUAUGGUAGAUCCUGCAUAUUUUGAAUUUCCGGAAUUUAAAGGAAGUUCAAGACGGGACUAUUGGUUGGAUAUCUGUCUCGAGAUCUUCCAUGCUCACAAUUUUGCUCGGAAGUAUAAUCUCAAAGAGGGUCAGCAGUCCGAAGCACUUGCUAGGGCUGUUCUUGGAAUUUACAGAUACAGGGCAGUAAGAGAGGCUUUUAAAGUAUCUUCGUCCAAUUACAAAACCCUACUGUGUUUUAACUUGGCAGAAAGUCUUCCUAGAGGAGAUGCGAUCUUGGAAACUUUAUCAAGCCGCUUGAUACUCCUGAACUCUGCCGGCAAUCAAUGUGGAUUAUUGGGUUCUCCUAGUGCAACGAGACAGGUGGUACACCCAGUGUCACGGGUAUCACUUUGUAGACUUGGAAUUAUCUCAUGCAAGGAGGUUGACAUAAUUGGAGAAGCAACAAGUUUAGUAGGAGAUGUCUUUGUUGGUGAGGUAAAUCCUCUGGAAAAUGCUGUCAAGCAGUCCAUGAAGAAUAUUGGAAGGGCUGAAGCUGCACAGGCGACAGUUGACCAAGUCAAAGUUGAAGGAAUUGAUACUAAUUUAGCUGUAAUGAAGGAGCUGCUUUUCCCUCUCCUCGGAUCAAUUAAUCGCCUUCAACUAUUAGCUUCAUGGAAAGAUCCAUGGAAGUCAAUGUUAUUUGUGGUGUUUGUAAGCUAUGCUAUAAUCAGAACAGUAAACCAAAAAGUAGAAGAGAGAUCCAGCAAGACCCAGACAGAGGACGAGAAAUGAAAAAAACAUGGUUGUGGCGAAAGAAGAAAUUUUCAGUGAAAAAAAGGAGAAAGGAAAAAGAAAAGAAGAAAAGGUACCAACCAAAAGGUCCCUGACAAAAUAAAAAAUGCUCUCAGGCACGGUUUUCGAGGUUCAGCUUUCUCUCUUCUGAAAGUUAAACAGUCCCUUUUCCGGCAACUUCACAGCAAGGAACAUAGUUUCUCCUCAGUCAUCUACCAGUGAUUGUUCAGAAACUUAGUCAACAUUCAAUGCAGGGGAAGAUAAGAUUUAUUUUUACUCAGGUUUUAAAUCUUAUGAAAUCACAAGGACACAUUCAAGAUUCCAGAUCUGGUUCGACUGGGUGGAACGCAGCAGGAAUAUGUUCAAGAGAGUUAGUCUGAGUUUAAAGUUAUGAGGUGGAUUACAGUACCAGUUUCUCAAAAAAAGUUAUGCAGUGGAUUGUGCAUGUUCUCAACAUGGCAUCAAAGAUCCAGAAAAUGUCAGUCAAAUGCUGGAAGAUGGAAGAUCUCCUUGCAGAGUUUUAUGGCACAUUGAAAUACAAUAAAUAUGGUAGGUACAUCAGCAUUAUUGCUGUACAAGGAGAUAGAGAGCAGUUACAGUUAUUCCUGAGGGGACUUUUAAAGAAGGAUGGGGGAUCACAUUACAAAUAGAAAGAUUCAUUACUGCUACGCACGAAAAGUUGAGUCUCAAUAAAUAACAGACACAACCUACCAUGUAUUUCAAUCAAGGCUUAUUGGACCAAUGCAUGAACCCACAAACCUCUAUUCUCUGUCCAGUGUCGAACCAACCGCAGAUGUGUGAGCCGAUGUAAUGCUCAUGCCACCAAUUAAUUGUAUUAACACUAUUUAUACUUUGCUUCCUCGGCUCUUUAAAGGGCUUUCUCAGAUUUGGAUUGUGAAUCCAAAGCUUUAUGCCAUAAGUAAGGAAGCCUUCAGCCACACCAAAUUUGGAGUGCACAAACAUCAAAAAAUUCCCCCCAACACUUGAUGAUUGAGGUCUAGCAUUCCAGCAUAAACUAUAUCGUUGCUCAACCAACUCAAGCAAAGUAGAAUCUACACACACCUGAGGAACCACAUUCCUGUUUGACAUUUUGUCGAACAACUUGGAAGCAAACAGAUCCUCUUCACAUUUGUCAUACACUCCAGUACUUUCGGCCAUUUUGUCAGACAAAUAGGAAGCAACUAUAGUUGUCUUAAAUUUCGUACUUUCUAGCCAGGUAUUGAAGUAGACACUAGACGAAUCAAGCUCUCGAGUACACAACAUCCAGUUUCAUUGCAGUUCAGACCUUCACUUCCUGGAGAUGUAGCAUCACUUCCGAUACAGAUGUCGCACUGGCAAUCGAUGUUGCGUACACAACAUCCACUUUCAUUGUAGUUCAGACCUUCGCUUCCUGGAAAUGUAGCAUCACUUCCGAUACAGAUGUCGCACUCGCAAUCGAUGCUGCUUACACAAUAUCCAUGCCGCUGCUGCAAUUUGUUGAGAUUCGCUGCUAUUUCGCCCAAUUUUACUGACUCCUGUUCCAAUAGCUCGCCAUGUUUAAUCAUGGCUUCUUCGUUUUGAGUAGUUCGAACAUCUAAAACCUUCAGCCUUCAUUGGAAUUGAGCUUUCUCCGGUUGCGGAAGAAUGAUGUUACUCAAUGUAGAUCGCAAUCUUAUUUUCUUUAAUUUUUUUAGUUAGGAAUUGGUUUAAAUGGAGCGACACGGUUUGUGAAGAUUCAUAUAGUAGACCCCAACUUGCUUGUAAUUAAAGCGUAGCCAUAGUUGUUUUUAGUUAGAAAUAGAAUUGAUAAUCUUGUCUUUAGCUAGGAAUAAAGUUUACAGAUAAGGUUUUCCCUAAUUAUAUCUUUUUACUUAGAGAUAAGAGUUCUGUUAGUUUCAGGAGUUAAAUCGGAUUGUCAUAUAAUUUGUUUGGAAGAUUUUGAAUAGUACCUAAUGAACAAUCUUUCCCUCUUCCUCUCUUAUUAUUCGCUCUCAUCUUUCCUAUUUCUCUCUAUUCUUCCCCCCUUUCUCCUUUUUUUUUUCUUUUUUUUUCUUUUUUUCUUUUUGUUGCUACAUCAAGUUUCGUAUACAGAAGUACUUUCCAUGCGUUGUAAUGCUGGAGUAAGAUUCAUUUAACUAUAAUCCUUUCUGCUGAAGGUGAAACGGAAAUUGAUCAGGUUCCUUAGGUUUGAGGUGACCGGAAAUUGGUUGUGCUUUUACCUGACAAUUCUGAUAUUCUGACUUCUGGCAGAACAGUGUUGUUUUCAUCUGUCUAAAAUAUACUGACUCUUUUAUCUUUUUUCUUGUCAUCCCUAGCUGUU